Molecule: messenger RNA, 1434 nt
Organism: Arabis nemorensis
Lineage: Eukaryota; Viridiplantae; Streptophyta; Magnoliopsida; Brassicales; Brassicaceae
Source: the annotation of a GenBank genome assembly
AUGGAGAACGUAGCUGCGCAAUUAAAGCGUGGGAUUUCGAGACAAUUCUCGACAGGAUCAAUGAGAAGAACACUAAGCAGACAAUUCACACGACAAUCAUCUCUUGACCCUCGUCGUAACAACAUGAGAUUCAGUUUCGGUCGUCAAUCUUCGCUCGAUCCGAUUAGAAGAAGCCCUGAAUCGCUUAGCUGCGAGCCGCAUAUGACUGUGCCUGAGAAUCUCGAUUCGACGAUGCAGCUUCUUUUUAUGGCGAGUAAAGGUGAUGUUAAUGGCGUCGAGGAGCUGCUUAACGAAGGAAUUGAUGUGAAUAGUAUUGAUCUUGAUGGUCGUACGGCUCUUCACAUUGCAUCGUGUGAAGGUCAUUAUGAAGUUGUUAAGGUUCUUCUUAGCAGGAGAGCUAACAUUGAUGCUCGUGAUCGUUGGGGUAGUACGGCUGCUGUUGAUGCGAAGUAUUAUGGGAAUGUUGAAGUUUAUAAUCUCUUGAAAGCUCGAGGAGCUAAAGCUCCGAAAACAAGAAAGACUCCAAUGACGGUAGGGAAUCCGAAAGAAGUUCCUGAGUAUGAGCUUAAUCCACUCGAGCUUCAAGUCCGAAAAGUUGAUGGCAUCUCAAAGGGAUCUUAUCAAGUUGCUAAAUGGAAUGGCACUCGAGUCUCGGUCAAAAUAUUCGAUAAAGAUAGUUAUUCAGAUCCCGAACGCGUACAUGCUUUCACACAGGAAUUGACUUUGCUAGCAAAAGCUCGGCAUCCGAAUAUUGUUCAAUUUGUUGGAGCUGUUACUCAAAAUCUACCUAUGAUGAUUGUAGUUGAGUAUAAUCCAAAAGGUGAUCUAAGUGGCUAUCUUCAAAAGAAAGGUCGUCUUUCGCCUUCAAAAGCUCUGAGAUUUGCUCUUGAUAUUGCCAGAGGCAUGAACUAUCUUCAUGAAUGUAAACCAGAUCCGAUCAUCCACUGCGAUUUAAAGCCAAAAAAUAUUUUGCUGGAUAGAGGUGGACAAUUAAAGAUCUCUGGAUUUGGUUUGAUAAAGUUGUCGAAGAUUUCUGAAAAUAAUGCAAAAAUAGUGAACCACGAAGCUCAUGUCGAUAAAUCAAAUUACUAUGUAGCACCUGAAAUUUACAAAGACGAAAUCUUCGAUAAAAGGGUCGAUGUGCAUUCGUUUGGUGUCAUUUUGUAUGAGUUGACCGAGGGAGUAUCUGUAUUACAUCCUAAACCGCAUGAAGAGGUUGCAGAAUCUAUAUGCCUAGAAGGAAAGAGACCAAUAAUCAAGACGAAAUCGAAGAGUUACCCUCCGGAAUUGAAAGAGUUGAUUGAAGAAUGUUGGCAUCCAGAAAUCGGUAUGAGGCCGAUAUUCUCUGAGAUUAUUAUUCGACUCGACAAAAUAGUUGCAAACUGUUCUAAGCAGGGAUGGUGGAAAGACACAUUUAAGUUUCCCUGGAAAUAA